CAUUUUAAGUGUAUCAGUCGUCAUUUCACAUCGCUACAGUAGGACGGAGAACGUCAGGACUCUCUCUAUUUCAUCAUAUUUCUCUUACAACUGUGGUGGAGAAUUGCCUACUAUGAACUGAAACUCUUCCUAAAAAUCAAAUCAACAGUAGUAUCCUAGUGAAGUGACGCAUAAGCCAGUAGAUUCCAGUGUGUCGAAGUUGUAAUUUUUGUUGCACCUCAAUGUAGCUUAGAGGAAAAUGGCUGUGGAAAGCAUGACUGUCCAUCCAAACUCCCCAACUACCAACCACGAACACAACAGUCUCCUGACUGACGAAAGGCCAGAAGAUGGAGAGCUGGAGGAGGGCGAGCUGGAAGAUGAUGGGGGAGAAGUGGAGGAGGAAGAGGUUGGUGGAGGUACGUCCGUGGCAGCAGCAGCAGGAGGAGGAGGAGGUGGAGGCGGAGGAGGAGGAGGAGGAGGAGGAGGAGGAGGAGGAGGAGGCGGAGAUGGCGGUGAUGAAGCAGGCGGAGGAGGUGAAGCAGUAGGGGAAGGGGCCGCGGAGAGGCCUCAGCGUAGUAAGGAGCGCAGCAGCAAUUCGGAUGAAGAGAGAUCCCACCGUCGCAAGAGGAAGAGGAAGAAAGAGAGGGAGCGAGAACGGGAGAAGAGGAGGUCCAAGAAGAAACGCAAAUCCAAACACAAACGUCAUGCAUCCUCCGAUGACGAACACUCGGACUUCAGUGAUGACUCUGACUACAGUCCCAGUGAGAAGAGGAAGUACAGAGAGUACAGCCCUCAGUACCCCCCUCCUCCUCAUGGGGGCUACGGCGGCCCAAAGAAGGGCAGCUACAUGAAGAUGGACAAGCAGGGCUACGGAGGCUACGAUGACUUUGAAGAGGAAAACUUUGAGGGAGAGGAAGAGGAGGAAAUGGUGGAGGAAGACUAUGACGACUUCACCAAGGAGCUCAACCAGUACCGUAAGGCCAAGGAGGGAGGAGGCGGCCGCGGACGAGGGGGCAAAGGUCGCAUGAAGAACCUAAGAGGACGUGGAGGAAUGAGGGGAGGGAGGAGGGGAAGAGGAGGAAGCAGAGGAAGAGGAGGUCGAGGCGGAGGAGGAGGAGGAGGAUUAGGAGGAUUAGGAGGAGGAGGAGGAUUAGGAGGAGGAGGAGGAGGAGGAGGAAAGAUGGGAGGAGACAACGACGAUGGAGACGGCUAUGGAGAAGAGAUGGAGUAUGGAGAUGAUGACUAUGACAACAUGGGGGAUGAUGACUACGAUGAGUACUCUAAAGAACUCAAUCAGUACAAGAAGGGCAAAGACAGAGGCAGAGGGGGUAAAGGUGGCCGCGGGCGAGGGAGGGGUAAAGGAGGACGGGGUAUGCUCAGAGGAGGAAGGGGUCGAAACCGCGGGAGAGGAAGAGGCGACAUGGGCAACGAUGACGACAACAACGGGGACAUGGACAACGGGGACGGAGGUGGAGGAGGCGAUGGACCAGGACUCGGGAGGAGGAAUCAUAAUGAUAAGCACCAGGAUAAGAAAGGAAAGGCCAUCUGCAAGUACUACAUCGAGGGACGAUGCACCUGGGGGGACCACUGCAACUUCAGCCACGACAUUGAGCUGCCCAAGAAGAAGGAGCUGUGCAAGUUCUACAUCACCGGAUUUUGUGCCCGAGCCGACCACUGUCCUUACAUGCAUGGUGAAUUCCCCUGUAAGCUGUUCCACACCACGGGGAACUGUGUCAACGGCGACGAAUGCAUGUUCUCACAUGACGCCCUCAAUGAUGACACGCAGGACCUGCUCAACAAGAUGCUGGCAGAGGACGCAGAGGCCGGAGCUGAGGAUGAGAAGGAGGUGGAGGAGCUGAAGAAGCAGGGGAUCAACCCUCUCCCCAAACCCCCUCCUGGAGUCGGCCUCCUCCCCACUCCUCCUCGGCCUGUUCCUGUAGACACCAACACCGGGGGUGGGGAUUUCAGCGGGCCAUCGCCGGCUGAAUUUGGGGGUCUUUCUGGACCUAACCUAGUGCCCCUCGGCAACAAAGUUCCCUCAGGACAGGGGCCUGUUCCCGGGCCUAACCCGUGUGUUGGACCACCUCUCCAUCCUCCUGACGGAAGUCCCUUCCAAGGCGGGCCCCCAAAUCUCAGUUGCCCUCCUCCCCACAUGGGCCCCCCACCUCCUUGUGGUGGAGGUGGAGGUGGAGGCGGCGGGGGGAAGAAGAUCCCCUCAUUGUUUGAGAUUAAAGUUCAGCCGACGGGACAGCUGGCUCAUAAACUGGCCGUCAGGGGCCAGACUCCCAGUGGCAACCAGGGUCAGACUGCAGCACCUGGACCCCAAGGUCCCCCUGGUGGUCCUCCCCCCUGCUUCCCUACUCCUCCAGGCAUGAUGCCCCCCGACAUGCAGAACAUGGGCCCCAACCUCGGGAUGAACCAGGGGCCCCCCAACAUAGGCCCCGGCGGACCGCCCAUGAUGGGAGGAUUUGGUGACGGCCCUCCACAUGGAGGUCCUCAUCCUCCAGGUCCUCCUCCGAACUUCUUUAAUAACUUCUUCAAUCAGCAGGACAGUAUGAAGAUGGAGGGAGUGGUGCAAGAAGGUGACAACUACCAGGGUUUUGGUGGUAUGGAUGAGAGAGGAGGACCAGGGAAACAUGGAAACAAAUCAGGUGGCCAAGAAGGCUCUGCUAACGGAGCGUCAGCCAAACAGGGAGGGAUGUCUGUGCCUGACUUCCUGCCUCCGGCGCAGCGCGUCCUGUUCAUGAGGAUCCAACAGAAGCAGCAGGAAGAAGAAAGAGCUCGCCGGAUGGCCGAGGGAGGAUCAGAGAGGAGUAGAGACACUGAAGGUGACUCAGGGAACUGGUACUCCAGUGAGGAUGAGGAUGGUGGUGGUAGCGUGACCUCCAUCUUGAAGACGCUCCGUCAGCAGACCCAAGCUCCUCAAAAGCCUGACGGCCCCCUGGGCGACCCUCGUCUCCAGAAGGCCUCCCCUGCCCACGCUCCGGCUCGGCCGGCCGACCCCCGCUUGGCUCGGGACCCACGCCUGACGCGUGCUGGCGACUCGGCUCAACUCUCCGACCCCACCCACUCCAUGCCCGCUCUAACAGGACCGCCUGCAGACCCCAGGUUAGCCCGGCUCGCUGCUGCUGGCUCAGCGGGAUCCAGCUCCCACUCGCCUCCUGCUCUUAAACCAGAGCCUCCUCUGGUCUACAAGCCCCCACCGCUUACAACCCCGGCAGUGGAGGAGGAGGAGACGGAGCGGGCUCUACGGGACAAACCGGUGCCGAUUCCUCUGGACCCGCUCAUGGGUAUGGCUCUGAGAGACCCGCGCUCACAGCUGCAGCAGUUCAGCCACAUCAAGAAGGAUAUUGUUCUCCACAUGCCGGCCUUCGCCAAAACCAUCACCUGGUCGCCUGAGGAUCUCCUUCCUCUCCCCCUCCCCAAGCAGGACCUCCUUCCCCUCCCACCAGGCAUCCCUCCCGUCUCCUCCAUAGACCCACGUGUGGCCCGCGCUCAGCAGUCGCUCCAAACGUCGCUCCCUCACUCACAGCCUCCUCCCGUUCAGCCUCCUCCCUCCUCCUUGGACCCCCCUGGUCCCUCUUCCUCCUCCUCCUCCUCCCUCCCAGACUUUGAACUGCUGUCUCGUAUCCUGAAGACUGUCAACUCCAGCCCGUCCCAGACUCCCUCCCCUCCUCUCCUACCCUCCCCUGUUCCCCCUCUGUCGCUGCUGGGUCCUCCUCCCCCAAUGCCUCCCCCACCUGCAGAAAAGCCUCUUGACCCCCGUGUGUCCCGUAAAGGCCCCUUAGACCCCCGUCUCCAGCCCCAGAAGUCAGCACUGAAGCAACCAUCAGACCCUGUGCCCCCUCCUGUCCCCUCCACAUCUCCAGCAACAACAUCUAGCUCCUCUCCCCCCACCAUCGCCCCCUACGACCCAAGGCUGCUCUCCUCAGGGGGGGCAGGCCGCGGUGUGGGAGCCGGGGCACCAGGGGGCGCCAGUGUGCUGAGCACCAUUAGUCUCUAUGACCCUCGGACUAACAAACCAGGCAGCCCUGGUAUCAGCAGUGGCUCUAACAACUCCCCCAACUCAGCCAGCACAGAGUCCAAACCCAGUGACCCCCCGGCGGUUAAACCCAAGUCCAAGGAGCCCCUUUUUGUUCGGAAGUCUGCGUUGGAUCAACCAGAGCCGGAAAAAAGUGCAGAGCAAGGAACGGAUCGAUACAACAGCUAUAACAGGCCCCGGCCCAAACCUGCACCCUCGCCCAACUCCGCGGCGCAGGGAGGGCCCGCUGCAGCCGCCGCUGGAGGUCAGGGUGCUCCCGGAGCUGCUGGGGAUCAGGGGCCUGCCGGCGUCCACAACCUACCAGUGGCCACUUUGUUUGGCUCGGUGAAGCAGGCGGCCAAGCCCGGCGGCACGGGCAGCCCCUUUGGAGGCAACAGUCCGGUGCAGCCGGACCAGGCGACCACGGAGCAGGACAACGCCUCGCUGAAGGACGUUUUCAAAGGCUUUGACCCCACAGCCUCGCCCUUCUGCCAGUGACCCCCGACCACUGAACCCUAAAGCCCGUCACGUGGUCGCCCGUUGGCUUGUUUUAACAUUUUUUGGACACUGAACAGAUCGGUGAAACGGAGAAAGGAGACGCACCUAGGCGACUGCCUGUAGGACUGGUUAAGAAAACGAACUUUUGUGAACAAACACGACAUGUUUCAUCCACACACACACACACACACACACACACACACUUUAGCGCAGUGUUGCAGAUUCAGAUUCUAUAAAAGACUGUCGGGUUAUGGGGUCGGGUUUAAAGUUAAAUCUCUAUUUUAAACAAACUUAUUGAUGUAUAAAUAAAUGUAUUCUCUUCUUCUUGAUGCUUAAUGAAAGCAGUUAUUCAGAGAGCAGCAAAAACACAUUUAUAUGGAAGGAACAUUUUAGCUUCGCAUCUUUUUUUCAUUAAUCCUCUUCAUUUCAGUUCCUACAUUUUCUCCUCACCUCUAAACUCGUUGAUGUGCUUGUCUAUAUUUUUGGGCAGUCAAAGUUGACGGUGCUCUUCUCGGCAACAGAUGAAAAGACGGGAUACAUCUCAACAAAAUAUUGCUUAUUUGUGGUGUUUUUGUGAUUAAUUGAACGGCACUGAGGCAACUCCUUUAACACUGUUGCCCAUUAGAAACAACACUGCCUUUGCAUCUCUUUAACCCCUGAAAACUGUUUCAUUAUGACUCACCGUGUCACAUUUGCUGCAGAAACAAUUGCAAAUAUGUAAACUUAGAAUCUAUAUUCUGCUUUUUUUUUUAGUAUUUAUUUUCUCUGCACUGUCGGUUUGUGUUCUCGAGGGCUGUAUUAAUGUUUUUAAUGUCUCCUUCAGCUGUUCAUAUACUGUUGCAUUACCCAAAAAUAGGUAACUUUGCUGGUGCAGGAAGUGACUGCCUCUCUAACCACUACGCCACUGUUAUUUUUCCCUUCAGCAGUCCUGUUGCUUUGUUUUAUCUUCCUGUGAAAACGGAGAGCUCAUAAAUGACGGCUUCUGUAGCUUUAAGGUAGAAGAGCUGGAAAAGAUGGUUGUCCGACACUUAAUCUUCAUACUUUUUUCUCACCUUACUAAGAAUGGGACACUUUGAUUCACUGAUUCACCAUCUAGCCUUUAGCUUUUAGUUGUUUUGUUUUUAUUUUGUCAAGAAUGAAAAGAUUUCUGAGAGUGGUUGGUGAAUAAUUUGCAGCCUCACACAGCAUCAAUUUCUUUUGACUUUCCUGGCUGCUGACAGUGUGACAAUCAUAAACUAGACUUGGACCUAAAAUUUAAUGAAUGCAUGGAUUGUGCAUUGAUCUCUUGCAGGUGCUCCCUCUACUGUCAGUCUGUGGAAAGAAAACCAUUCAAAUGUCAGAUCUUAACACGACCUGUGUUGAUAAAACAGACUGAACACGGUUUUCUCUCUCAGGCUUGCAGCUGAAGAAGUGCACGCUUCAUGGUGGAAAUGUUAAUUUUGGGAUGGAUUAACAGUUCAGAUGUUUAAAGCUUCCCUUCAUAGUUCCUGCCCUUUACCAUAAACAGUUGUGCAGCAUCUGAAUCAGGGUGAGGAAGAGCAGUUGUUCCCAUUUUGCCUGAUUUUCAUUGUCAGGCCUGUCUGAAAAUCUUUAAACGUGGGGGUCACCGUCGAGGAGAAGUUUCUGACUUCCAGAAGGUGUCUGGAUCGACCGUCUUGUGUAUAAAUGUUGAUCAUUUUAAUUUAUUUUUUUAUACUCGGGUAAAUAUACUUCCUCACUUGACAUUUUUUGAACUGAAUCAUUUUAUAUAUCCGGAAUAUGUGAUUGCCGCUCACCUCAGUGGGACGUCGGCAGCCUGUAACCGUGUGAAGAGAGGAGAAAGAUGUAUUUUUUUAUUUGGUUUUGUGUGUAAAGAUUCAAACUAACAAAAGAUUCACUAUUGCUCCCUCCUGUCAGGACAAGAGAGAAAGCCUGUUAGGAGGCCGAGUGUCAGCGAUAGCAAGUUAUUGUUCUUUGUUGUUUUGUAAGUUUGUUUUCAGUUGUUUUGUUUUUUUCUGGCUAUGUAAAUUCGACCAGUAUCCUGUCUUUGGAGGAGUGGAGUUUUCUAACUGUACACUGUAGGUGAGGUUGUUAAAGUAUUUAAAUAAAGUUGAUACAUGAUCAACCAGUUAAAACUCUUA
This is a messenger RNA of Sebastes umbrosus (honeycomb rockfish), 6618 nucleotides long. It is a transcript of the gene zc3h4, whose product is annotated as zinc finger CCCH-type containing 4. Gene Ontology annotation, molecular function: RNA binding; metal ion binding. Gene Ontology annotation, cellular component: nucleus. Gene Ontology annotation, biological process: negative regulation of DNA-templated transcription. The record is from RefSeq and is a predicted model, not a curated record. The transcript is spliced from 14 exons. NCBI's taxonomy places the organism in Eukaryota, Metazoa, Chordata, Actinopteri, Perciformes, Sebastidae. Bases 239 to 4498 code for a protein of 1419 amino acids.